CCUCCCGUAUAUUUCUCCACUCCAAACACAGCAUUAAUUGUUCAGUUCUGAUUUCAGUGGUAGGGCUCACAUGUGAAUUCUAUGCCUCAGUUGGUUAGCACUUGGCAACAAAAAAAAUUUGCUAUAUCAAUUAAAUUUCAUAAACAACCCGUCGGAAAAAUGGUUUGCUUGGUGAUGGACAGAAAGCUCCCGGCAUAAUCUCAGAGGAAAAAACAAUGUCACAGGCAGUGGGACCAGACGUUUCUGAUUCUCCGGCGACAGGAAGUAACAGCUGCAUGUUCUACAAGUUGAUGAUUGCUUCCAUUCUCCAAGACAAGAAGCUGAGGAUCCCUGGAAAGUUUGUCAAGAAAUAUGGAGAUGAACUUUCUUCUAUUGCUACACUUACAGUUCCGAAUGGUCGUAUCUGGCUGGUGGAACUAGAAAAGGUUGACAAGAAGUUGUGGUUCCACAAUGGUUGGCAUGAAUUUGUGGAACACUACUCCAUUCGUGUUGGGUAUUUCUUGGUUUUCAGAUAUGGAGGGGAAUCAAACUUUAAUGUUUAUAUAUUUGAUCUGGCAGUUUCUGAGAUAAGUUACCCAUGUAAUAUUCCUGGUAGUUUGCAGGAACCAUGUCAUGAUAAUCAUUAUCUAGUAGCCCAUAAGAAACAUGUAGUGCAUAAUGACCUCCUAGAAAUUUUGGGUUCUGGUCCACCAUGCCACACACCUAUUUCCCCAAGAAGCAAAUUUUUUGAUAAAUAUGUGCAUUGCAACUGCACCAUAAAUGAAAACUAUGAUACCAGCAGAGAGAAACUGAUUCUAAGAAAGGACAUAUAUGAUAUGGAAGAAAAUUUUCAAUCUUCUCAGCAUGUAGGUUUACAGUUUAAUGAUAUUGAGCCUAUAAGAACUCCUGAUAAAGUAGUUUUGCCUGUCUCGGAUGAAGCAGAAGGAAGAAAUAGGAGAAGGAAACAGAAAACUGAUCCUAUUGAACAUGAACCAAUAAUCAAACAGGAAGCGGAUGAAAUACCAGUUGGUGCGAAUGUUGCUUCUGAAACCUUUACAAGAAGGUGGAGAACUGUAACGCCAGAAGAGAAGCAGAGAACAGUUAAUGCUGCUGAUAAGUUCAAGUCUGAUAAUCCAUUUUUCAAGGUUAUCUUGCGAUCAUCCUAUGUCUAUAGAGGCUUCCUUCUGCACAUUCCAUCUAGCUUUGCUAGAAAGUAUUUGACAGUCACAGCAUUCAUCAGACUUCAGGUUUCCGAUGGCAAACAAUGGCCUGUCCGCUGUGUUUCUGGGAAGGGGGGAGCUAAAUUAAGCAAAGGAUGGACAGAAUUUGUAUGGGAAAAUAAUUUGGAAGAAGGAGAUGUUUGCAUCUUUGAGCUGAUUAAUAUGAUUGAUAUUGUGCUGAAAGUUACAGUUUUUCGGGUACUUCAAGAUGCAGUGCCAGUAAACCUACUGCCGAAUAGAAUCAUGCAUAAAAUAAAAUAAUCAAAUAAUCAUGAUUUGCUUGUUUAUUUCUGGCUUGUAAAUAUCUGUCAGGUACAUCUAUCUUCUUUGGUUGUCCUUUUAACUGGUCUUCUUUAUUCAGCCAGAACCUGGUAUGUCUAGUUUUUUUUUAGCAUAACUUGAUUGAAAAUACCAUUUUACAUCAUCAAUAAUGUAUUAGUAAUGCCGAAUGCCAGACUGAAGCAUAACAAAAGUAUAUCGUUAGUCUUUAAUUUUGGAGCAGUGGAUUUUUGUUCA
Manihot esculenta (cassava) is the source of this 1715-nucleotide messenger RNA. RefSeq names its product B3 domain-containing transcription factor VRN1. The transcript has 4 exons. NCBI's taxonomy places the organism in Eukaryota, Viridiplantae, Streptophyta, Magnoliopsida, Malpighiales, Euphorbiaceae. Bases 216 to 1460 code for a protein of 414 amino acids. Gene Ontology annotation, molecular function: DNA binding. The record is from RefSeq and is a predicted model, not a curated record.